AUGGUAAAAUUUUUGAAGGCUUCAAAUGCAUGUUUUUUGCUGGUGGUAGUGACUUUAUGCUUAACUAUUUAUUCAUACAACUUUUCUUCAUAUUAUGAAAAAAUCUGUGUCGAUGAAUCAACAUCUGUUGCUAAAAACUUAGGAUUUUCAAGUUUUUCCAAAAAAAUUAGACAUCAGUUUGACAAAUUAACCAAGAACAAAGUUAAUUCCAAGAAUCCGAAUCUGAUCGCCUACCUCAAAAACAUAAUACGACCUCCAAAUGACAAUAAACUGAAAAAGUGGAAUUUUAUGGUUAAAACUCCGCAAGCUGAAGAAAUAGAUAACAUUUUAAAAAAAAAAAAUGGGUUUUUCGUAGAAGCAGGAGGAUUUGAUGGCGAAACAGCAUCCAACACGUUGUUUCUCGAGGUGGAACGGGGCUGGACAGGAUUGCUCAUUGAACCUGAUCCUUACUUUUAUACACAACUGGUUGGAAAAAACAGAAAUGUCUGGUCCAUUAAUGCCUGUAUAAGUCCUUUCAAUUAUACAUCAAAACUUUAUUUACAAGAAAGUUUUGGACAACUUGGAAGAUUACAUGAAUACAAAAGCACUGAGUUUAUAACUGAAGUUCCCUGUUUUCCGCUGGAAUCAAUGUUACUCGCAUUAGAAAGAAAAUCUGUUGACUUUUUAAGUCUAGAUGUGGAAGGCGAUGAAGUGCCAAUUUUAAAAUCGAUAAACUUUGACGAAAUUGACAUCAAAACGCUGGCCGUUGAGUACAAGCAUGGCAAUCCUAAAGAAUAUCUCGAAGUGAUGGAAAAAAAUAAUUACAAUAUGACUAGAGCUAUAAAAUAUGAAAGACCUGAAAUACAUUUGUAUGUCGAAGAUUAUAUUUUUGUAAAAAAAAUAAAUUUGCAUUAA
Messenger RNA from Helobdella robusta, 894 nucleotides. RefSeq lists its product as hypothetical. Bases 1 to 894 code for a protein of 297 amino acids. NCBI's taxonomy places the organism in Eukaryota, Metazoa, Annelida, Clitellata, Rhynchobdellida, Glossiphoniidae. The record is from RefSeq and is a predicted model, not a curated record. The transcript is spliced from 3 exons.